Molecule: messenger RNA, 378 nt
Organism: Anisakis simplex (herring worm)
Lineage: Eukaryota; Metazoa; Nematoda; Chromadorea; Rhabditida; Anisakidae
Source: the annotation of a GenBank genome assembly
CACAAAAAGAACAUCGUCCACAGGGAUAUUAAGGCCGAAAAUGUCAUAUUUUCGCAUCCGGGCUGGGUGAAGCUGGCGGAUUUCGGGUUUUCGUGUCAAACUGAGCCUGGAACCAAUUUGCAAACCUUCUGUGGAUCGCCACCUUAUGCGGCUCCGGAGCUCUUCAAAGACAAAGAAUACUCAGGAGCAAUGGUGGACAUCUGGGCACUUGGAGUAUUACUGUAUUUUAUGCUUGUUGGCGUGACGCCAUUUCGUGGUGAGACCCUGAACGAUUUAUCGCAAAACAUCAUGAAGGGCACCUAUACGAUGCCGGAAUAUUUAAGCACUUUCGCACAGCACGCGAUUAGCAGAAUGUUGGAGAUGGACACAGCGAAACGA